Messenger RNA from Peronospora farinosa, 1206 nucleotides. The record is from the annotation of a GenBank genome assembly. NCBI's taxonomy places the organism in Eukaryota, Oomycota, Peronosporomycetes, Peronosporales, Peronosporaceae.
AUGGUCACCUUAGACGUUCCCAAUGUUUCAGACGUGAAUCCCAUUGCAAUGCCACAUACUGAAAAGUGGUCCAAUCAUCUCGAUAGAAUCGACUACUUUCUGCUAUUCGGGUUACCACUGGGCUCGUUGUUGGUCAUUCUAUUCGUAUUGCGUGUCCUAUGGCGUCCCAAAUCAGGUCCGAAAUUCCGCUUGCCUAAACAGGUCCCUACCUAUGGCAGUGUAGGACUUGAUGAUGAUAGUUAUGAUUAUGACGAUGAUUCGAACGAUCUCAUUUACGCCGGACAAGUAGCAGGACGUUACGAUACGCGCUGGACUCGGACCUUUGAUUUUGUCUUCCUUGUAGGCAUGCUGCUCUUUGGAGUGACACUUACAGGUCUCACGGCAUUGUUGCAACCGGAUCUCUGGUUCAAUAUGAGCUUCUGGCUCUUUUUAUUGCCCAAAGUACUUCUUAUGAUGGGAGUAUCGACUCUUGGAGGUAUCAUCUGCCGGUUUUUCUGUAUCGUGGAUGAUGCUGGAUACGUCAUCACAGAACGCAGUUCCGUCUUCAAAGUCAAUUAUACGAGAAAGUUUCAAUUGCUGGCGGCAUAUCUUGUCCCGUUACUGGUUAAACCAGACGAAGAGUUGUGUCCCCUUUGCAAUGGAUCCCUUGCGUUGGCAUGGGGAGAUUUUGUGACCCUCUUUUGUUUUUUGCUGCUUAUUAAACCUAUUCGUGAACGCUCGACGUUGUUCAUGCUGCAAUUUAAUUCACUGGAUCGACCAGAGGAUCGACCGCAUACACUCAAGUGGAUUGUAGCGGGCAACGUCUUUCCUGGUCUCUUUGUGCUACUCUUCUUUCGCUGGCUUUUCGCUCGUACGACGCAGUCCAAUCUUGUAUUCAUUCUGGUGUUCGUGACAAGCAUUGGUGACGGAUUGGCAGAGCCAAUUGGUAUUGCAUUCGGCAAGCACAAGUACUCGACGAGCACGUGCUGCUCCAAGCGCAAAUACACACGAAGCUUUGAGGGCUCAUCGUGCGUCUUUUUGUCGGGGAUGAUCUUUCCUGCAUUACAGUACUUCGACUUUGAGACACCAACGCAACUUUGGCUCACGAUGAUCAUUCUACCGUUUGUUGUGGCCUACGCUGAGGCAACAGCGCCGCAUACGAUGGACGCUCCCGUUCUGAUGACAGCUACGGGGCUUGUGCUGUACACUAUCAUCCACAUCUUUUGA